AUGCCCUUGGUAUGGAACUCUUGUAAAGUCCUCCUGUCUGCAGCGCGGGCGCAGACCUGUGAGGAUGGCCAGACAUGCCAAGAGCCCGGGAAUCUCGGCGAAGAGGGGUCGCUCCUUCAGGCGCGGAUCAGCGAGGGGUCGGAAAUGGACACCGGGAUGGAGAACAGCGAGGACUCGGAGGAACCGCGGAGGAACGGAUCGAUGGCAAGCUACGUGGAGAAGGUGUUGGGCAAGGUGACGGCUCUCGGUGGCAGCCACCAGAAGAACGUGGAGCUAGCUAAGGAUGAGGUCCGCAACCUCGCCAUUCAAGUGGCAGCAGAUCCCGACUACACCGUCUUCAACGUGAGCCAGUCCAACAUGAACGACGCCUUUGAGAGGAUCAUCGCUGAGAUGGAAGAUAUCAUCAACGACACCUUGGUGUCUUUGGACAAGGACCACAAGGAGUUCGACAUCAUGAUCAAUAAUAUCCUCCAGUGCGGGGUGAAUCUCAAAGCCAGCAAUGUGAGCGUGACGGAAAUGAGCCCUGCCGUGUUGCUGCUCGGCGUCGAACAUGAUGUGUGCCGAAACGACACCGUUAUCUUGCGGGACCAAAACCACACCGCCCAGACGAACUACUACAACUACAUGGCGAACCCCAACAUGCCCGACUGCGCGCAGAAUUUCGGGCCAGGGACGUGCCCAGCGCAGCAGGACUUCUCAGUGCCGUUGUACUUCGACAGUGCCAUUACAUGUGCCAGCGAGGCGGAGAAAUGGGCCGGGGCGUUCCACAAACAGGCGGUUAGCUUGAAAAGUGCGCAUGAGAUUGCGGAGAAGGCUGUGAAGGACAAGUAUGAGGCGUGCGACACGACACAGCUGACCUAUGAGCAGGCCUUCUGCACGUAUCGUACCGAGCUCAUCGACCAAUGCUCUGCGCUGGAUAAUUGCUACUCCAGCGCCGUGAGUGUGUUUAAGGCGACGAAGGAUCUUAUCCUCAAGUCCAACUCGAGCCGCCACGUGGCCUACAUCGCUGCCAGGCAAGUGCAAUGCUACAUCCGUGUGCUGCAGUCGGACAACCUCACAAUGGCCGCAAUCGAGGCCUGUGAUCACACGAAGGUCGACACGUCCCCCCUGGCGCUGACCGUGCCUACUAUUCCCCCCAAGCCCGCCUGCGACGUCUCCCUUGCGGCGGAGCACCCGUGUGGCACAGCGUGGGUCACCAAGAACUACAAGGACAGCACCAAGUACUGGGUCAAGGAGGAGAUUGCCCACAAGAACUGUAUGCCAUGCCUGACCGAGUCCUUGAACCUCGACCUGAUGCGGACUAGAAUGCAGGCCGAGGAAUUCAGUCGCGAUCGCGCUGCGUGCAGCAAGUGCUUCAGAGGGGCUGUGCAAUGUAUGGCGACUUUCCCUCAGACGGUCGGGUGUGAAAUCAUCGAAGCCGUCGGAGAGGUGCGAGAGGUGCCAGCUGGGCCUUCAGAGCGGUACCCGAAGGUUUCUAUCAGGUUCCAGUCUCCGGACGCCCUGAUGCGCUGCUGCGCUUUACCAUGCAAGAUUCCAGCCAAUGUGACCUGUGCAGGGCUCAUCGAAGUAGGCCAGUGGGGCCCCACUGUGUCCUCCUCUUGGCCUUUUUUGGAGGUCCUCUUGUCUGCAGCGCGGGCGCAGAUGUGUGAGGAUGGCCAGACAUGCCAAGUGCAUGGGAAUCUCGGCGAAGAGGGGUCGCUCCUUCAGGCGCGGAUCAGCGAGGGGUCGGAAAUGGACACCGGGAUGGAGAACAGCGAGGACUCGGAGGAACCGCGGAGGAACGGAUCCAUGGCAAGCUACGUGGAAAAGGUGUUGGGCAAGGUGACGGCUCUCGGUGGCAGCCACCAGAAGAACGUGGAGCUAGCUAAGGAUGAGGUCCGCAACCUCGCCGUUCAAGUGGCGGCAGAUCCCUACACCGUCUUCAACGUGAGCCAGUCCAACAUGAACGACGCCUUUGAGAGGAUCAUCGCUGAGAUGGAAGAUAUCAUCAACGACACCUUGGUGUCUUUGGACAAGGACCACAAGGAGUUCGACAUCAUGAUCAAUAAUAUCCUCCAGUGCGGUGUGAAUCUCAAGGCCAGCAAUGUGAGCGUGACGGAAAUGAGCCCUGCCGUGUUGCUGCUCGGCGUCGAACAUGAUGUGUGCCGAAACGACACCGUUGACUUGCGGGACAAAAACCACACCGCCCAGACGAACUACUACAACUACAUGGCGAACCCCAACAUGCCCGACUGCGCGCAGAAUUUCGGGCCAGGGACGUGCCCAGCGCAGCAGGACUUCUCAGUGCCGUUGUACUUCGACAAUGCCAUUACAUGUGCCAGCGAGGCGGAGAAAUGGGCUGGGGCUUUCCACAAACAGGCGGUUAGCUUGAAAACUGCGCAUGAGAUUGCGGAGAAGGCUGUGAAGGACAAGUAUGAGGCGUGCGACACGACACAGCUGACCUAUGAGCAGGCCUUCUGCACUUAUCGUACCGAGCUCAUCGACCAAUGCUCUGCGCUGGAUAACUGCUACUCCAGCGCCGUGAGUGUGUUUAAGGCGACGAAGGAUCUUAUCCUCAAGUCCAACUCGAGCCGCCACGUGGCCUACAUCGCUGCCAGGCAAGUGCAAUGCUACAUCCGUGUGCUGCAGUCGGACAACCUCACAAUGGCCGCAAUCGAGGCCUGUGAUCACACGAAGGUCGACACGUCCCCCCUGGCGCUGACCGUGCCUACUAUUCCCCCCAAGCCCGCCUGCGACGUCUCCCUUGCGGCGGAGCACCCGUGUGGCGCAGCGUGGGUCACCAAGAACUACGAGGACAGCACCAAGUACUGGGUCAAGGAGCAGAUUGCCCACAAGAACUGUAUGCCAUGCCUGACCGAGUCCCUGAACCUCGGGCAGACGUUGAAAAACGACACUUGUUGA
Molecule: messenger RNA, 2901 nt
Organism: Symbiodinium natans
Lineage: Eukaryota; Dinophyceae; Suessiales; Symbiodiniaceae
Source: the annotation of a GenBank genome assembly